UCGUGGUCGUGGACUGGACUGUCACGUGACUGUCUAGGCUCUUUUCAUAACGAGCCAGAGCAGGACCUUCACCAAGAGCCACAUGAACCAACCAAGCCCGCUGCCGACACCCCACCCACAAAAAGAAAGGCCCCAACGGGCCCAGCCAGUGUGCAUCAUGCUACAAAGAAGGUCCACACAGAAGAUCAAACGGCGAUGAGCCCAAUGAUUCCUAAAGACACCCCCAAAUCAGGACCAUGGAUUCUAUGCCUUGGUGGCCAACCAGGGACGCCUCGCCGUCCAACCUGGAUAUACAUCUUCCGCGAUUCGUGGUUUCCAAACAUUUUCCGCCAGGGAACAACACUAGAGCAGUAUCUACAGCACCGCAUGGAUGAAGCCAAGGCUGUAACAACACUCCACAAUGAGCCAAUCGACUUCAGUGACGCAGUUGCGGUGAUACGAGCUGGGGUAAAGUCGUCUUCAACACCAUCUUUAGCGCCGGGCGCAUAUGCGGAUAAGCACACCGAAAUCGAAUACGUUGCAAGUUGUCAUGAAUGUGGCGAGACGUUCUCCCAGGAACAUAUGCAAGCGGCUUCAAAGCUGCAGGUGGCUCUCCUUGCCCUGCUCCUUACGCAUUUAUUCUUCCACGCAUAAUCUUGAUUUCAACGUUAUCGCCUGCAACCACAAGGAAAAUUUUUCAUCGCCAUUUAACAAGAGAUGUCAUCUACUAAAUCAACACUCUAUGGAGCUCGUCAACACGUUGAACAUUAACCCGCGAGUUGAAGCACGCUGCGAGGGCAGAGUCCUCAGAUCAUCUUAUCCACUCCAGACCGGGCUACAAUAUCUGCACCAUCAAGGAGCUUUGGAGCGCGAUAAAAAACAAAGAAGUUAAUACACCAGAAUCUAGCCGAUUCACGACAGCCAUUAUGUCACUUAUUCAACUUGAGCCUCCACCCCCACUGCCUGCGUUUUCACUCCAACCGCGACUCUUACUGCCUAAGUCCUCUGAAUCUCCGCAGCAUCUCAAUCUUUUUAGCAUUAAUGCGAUAGGAUGUUGUGUAGAAAACAU
Messenger RNA from Periconia digitata, 1048 nucleotides. Lineage: Eukaryota; Fungi; Ascomycota; Dothideomycetes; Pleosporales; Periconiaceae. The record is from the annotation of a GenBank genome assembly.